This is a messenger RNA of Diabrotica balteata, 1367 nucleotides long. Lineage: Eukaryota; Metazoa; Arthropoda; Insecta; Coleoptera; Chrysomelidae. The record is from the annotation of a GenBank genome assembly.
GCGAACAUGGAGACAACAAUAAACAAUAAAACGUUGACCGAUCCUAUGAAAACAAAAGAUAUGAUAGAAAAUAGUGAAAGUGGACGAUAUGAAACUACUGAAAAGUGUCAACAGUGGCUAGAAAAGUGUACAAUUAGUGAUGAUUGUUCGGUUUAUUCGGAUUCAGAUAGCUCAAUUUUCACAGACUCAACUUCAAAUAGCGCCAUGGAUUCAGGCUUUACUUUUCAGGAUAACGGGGUAGUUGUAGCGAAUAGGAUAUUUAGUAGUAAUAAUGAUCAUGGCACAGCGAUCGUGAUUAAAGAUAGUACACCCAAAUAUGACAAUACUUCUAUUAACGUUUACAAAUCGAAGAAAGUGCAUGUAGGUGACGUUACGGUAAUAAAAGGGCCAGUGUUAUUCAACAAUAGCAAUUCAGCGUAUAACGACAAAUUACUCUCUAUUCCAUACUCCGAGCCUUACGUGGACACUUUCAUAGUAGAUAGAAUCAAUUGGUUAGCCCAGCCCCCCUUAGGAGAACGAGAGAAGUUAGAAGAACCUGUUAAAUAUGUUAUUAUAGGUCAUACUGCCACGGAGGAAGGUUUUACUCAAGCCGACAACACCCUUCUAGUUAGACUAAUCCAAACUUUCCAUAUAGAAAGUCGUAAGUGGAAAGAUAUAGCUUACAAUUUUCUCAUUGGUUCUGAUGGCUUAGCUUAUGAAGGACGAGGAUGGGGAGUCAUAGGAUCACAUACAAGAAAUUUUAAUAGCAAAUCAAUUGGAAUUUCAUUCAUAGGAUGCUUUAUAGACCACCUACCACCAGAGUCUGCACUGAAAAAAGCUCAAGAUCUUAUUGAAACCGGCAUUAAAAGAGGAUCUAUAGACCCCGACUACAAAUUACUAGGCCAUUGUCAAUGUUCAGGUGUAGAAAGUCCUGGAAGACGAUUGUUUGAAGAAAUACAAACUUGGAAAAACUGGGAUAAGUCAGUUGAAGUAUCACCAUCAAACUUUACCUUGGUAAUUGACGAACCUCCGGAUGAUCCCGAAUCAAGCCAAUAACUGUGAUAUUCCCCAUAUCGAUUCAAAGAAUUGUUUUCAUUAAGUUUUUUACUGCGAAGAUAUUGUUUCAUACGUUUUCUUUUAGGGAUUAUACAGAUAGACAUUUUUGAAUCGUAAAUCACUAUUUUGAUCUCAUUUGCAUUUAAAAUGAAAUGCCUUGUAUUAGGGAUGUGUAGUUCACCAUCGAAAUAGUUCUAAUGAACGAUUCUUUCAACUGAACUAAUUGAACUAGUUCACUGCGAACGAUUUGCAUUAUAAAUUAUGUCUCAACUUCUAAAGAAGAAAAUAAUGAAUGAAUGAAUUAGAACAUAUAUUUAUUAUUUUGUGAAUGG